Molecule: messenger RNA, 3551 nt
Organism: Nothobranchius furzeri (turquoise killifish)
Lineage: Eukaryota; Metazoa; Chordata; Actinopteri; Cyprinodontiformes; Nothobranchiidae
Gene: kdm1a
Product: lysine (K)-specific demethylase 1a
Biological process (GO): positive regulation of transcription by RNA polymerase II; negative regulation of transcription by RNA polymerase II
Cellular component (GO): nucleus
Molecular function (GO): transcription factor binding; flavin adenine dinucleotide binding; chromatin binding
Source: RefSeq, a predicted model, not a curated record
UCAGUAUUUUCCGUAUUUUUCCUUAUCUCCAUCGCCGUUCUUCUAGAUUUAAGGAAAAUACUCCUUUUAUUUAGCUACAAGUCCAUCAUUAUAUACCUCUUUCGCUGCUAAACCGGCGCACCUGUUCCCGUGCUAGCUACAGCUUAUUGUUAGCGUUAGCUAACAGCAUGGUCGACUGUUAUUAAACGGAUUUUAAACGGAUGGAGGGUUUUGUUUGUGCUACGAAUGGUUUUGCGAUUGCGGUGUUUGUUUUUAUGUGUGGUGUGAAGCAUGCAUUUAACAACAAACCACAUACUUCUAGCUUCUACCGCUAGCUUUGUCGCACACCAACCCGUCAGGUUUUUUUCUUUUACAUGCUCUUAGCUAACAUUUAUAUUUCUAAAACGUGAGCCACAGACUGCCGAUUUCUAACAUUAAAUCGGGCUGUAAGUUAAGAUUAAUCCAAUGCCAAGAGGCCAAAACAUUUGUUGAGUUUGUUUAAUCAUAUCUCUGGUUCUGUCUUCGUUUCUUAGUGUUUGAAUGGAUAUAACCAGGUGUACGGAGAAAUGGGUAAAACAAGACAAGGAGAGGCCUCCAACAUCUUCCAUAAUGCUGUCUAGCAAGAAAUCAGAUGCUGGCUCAUCUUCCUCAUCCUCAUCCUCUGUUGGAGCAGCAGUAGGUGAAAGGGCUCUGGUUUCUGAUGCUCAGACCGGUCCGUUAGCUUCAGCAUCAGGGGCUGUAGAUGCAAAGAAGAAGGACAGGUCAUCCCCUAGCGGGGAACCUGGUGGAGCUCCUUUUCCCCACCAGUCAGGUCCUGGGGGGGUGGACCCGGACUCAGCUGAAGUCCGUAGAACGAGUCGGCGCAAGCGGCAAAAGGUGGAGUACCGCGAGAUGGACGAAAGCCUGGCCAAUCUAUCGGAGGAUGAAUACUACUCGGAGGAGGAAAGGAAUGCCAAGGCGGAGAAGGAAAGGAAGCAGGUCCUCCCUCCUCCUCCUCCUCCGCCACCUGAAGAAGAAAAUGACAGUGAACCCGAAGAGCCUUCGGGUCUGGAAGGAGCUGCUUUCCAGAGCCGCCUUCCUCACGACAGGAUGACGUCUCAGGAGGCUGCUUGCUUCCCUGACAUCAUCAGUGGUCCCCAGCAGACUCAAAAGGUCUUCCUGUACAUCAGGAACCGUACGAUCCAACUGUGGCUGGAUAACCCUAAAAUUCAGCUAACCUUUGAGGCUACAGCACAACAGCUUGAAGCUCCGUACAACAGUGACGCUGUGCUGGUUCACAGGAUACACAGCUACUUAGAACGACACGGCCUCAUUAACUUUGGUGUUUACAAAAGAGUCAAGCCUCUACCCACUAAGAAAACUGGGAAGGUGAUAGUGAUCGGUGGAGGCGUGUCUGGUCUGGGUGCAGCCAGGCAGCUGCAGAGCUUUGGGAUGGAUGUUACAGUCCUGGAAGCCAGGGACCGAGUGGGAGGCAGAGUGGCCACGUUUAGGAAAGGAAAUUAUGUGGCAGAUCUGGGAGCUAUGGUCGUGACGGGUCUGGGAGGGAAUCCCAUGGCCGUGGUCAGUAAGCAGGUCAACAUGGAGCUGGCUAAGAUUAAACAGAAGUGUCCGCUGUACGAAGCUAACGGCCAGGCUGGUGAACGGUGCACUAGUGUCCCGAAAGAGAAAGAUGAGAUGGUGGAGCAGGAGUUCAACCGUCUGCUGGAAGCCACGUCUUACCUCAGCCACCAGCUGGACUUCAACUUCCUCAACAACAAACCCGUCUCUCUGGGCCAGGCCCUGGAGGUGGUCAUUCAGCUGCAGGAGAAGCACGUCAAAGACGAGCAGAUCGAACACUGGAAGAAGAUCGUGAAGACUCAGGAAGAACUCAAGGAUCAUCUCAACAAGCUGGUGUCCACCAGGGAGCGCGUUAAAGAGCUCCAUCAGCAGUAUAAAGAGGCCAGUGAGGUGAAGCCACCAAGAGACAUCACAGCUGAGUUCCUGGUGAAGAGCAAGCACCGCGACCUCACUGCGCUCUGCAAGGAGUUUGAUGAGUUGGCAGAGAUGCAGGUGAAGCUGGAGGAGAAGCUGCAGGAGCUGGAGGCCAACCCACCCAGCGAUGUCUACCUCUCAUCCCGGGAUCGACAGAUUCUCGACUGGCACUUUGCCAACUUGGAAUUUGCCAACGCUACACCCCUCUCCACUCUGUCUCUGAAGCACUGGGAUCAGGAUGACGACUUUGAGUUUACCGGCAGCCACCUGACUGUACGGAACGGCUACUCGUGCGUUCCUGUGGCGCUGGCUGAAGGUUUGGACAUCAAACUGAACACGGCGGUGAGACAAGUCCGAUACACGGCAUCCGGCUGCGAGGUGAUAGCUGUCAACACCCGCUCCACCACCCAGACCUUUAUUUAUAAGUGCGACGCCGUGCUCUGCACGCUGCCCCUCGGUGUGCUGAAGCAGCAGCCGCCCGCGGUCCAGUUCGUCCCCCCGCUGCCGGAGUGGAAGACGUCAGCCAUACAGAGGAUGGGCUUUGGGAACCUCAACAAGGUGGUGCUGUGUUUUGACCGUGUGUUCUGGGAUCCAAGCGUGAACCUGUUUGGUCACGUCGGCUCCACCACUGCAAGCCGGGGCGAGCUCUUCCUCUUCUGGAAUCUCUAUAAAGCCCCGAUCCUGCUCGCACUGAUGGCUGGUGAAGCCGCGGGCAUCAUGGAGAACAUCAGCGAUGAUGUCAUUGUUGGACGCUGCCUCGCCAUACUUAAAGGAAUCUUUGGAAGCAGCGCUGUACCCCAGCCAAAGGAAACCGUGGUCUCUCGCUGGCGUGCCGACCCCUGGGCGAGGGGCUCCUACUCCUAUGUCGCAGCAGGUUCUUCUGGAAACGACUACGACCUCAUGGCUCAGCCCAUCACGCCGGGCCCGGCAAUACCUGGAGCGUCACAGCCCGUUCCUCGUCUGUUCUUCGCCGGUGAGCACACCAUCAGAAACUACCCAGCUACGGUCCACGGCGCCCUGCUGAGCGGCCUCCGAGAGGCUGGCCGCAUCGCCGACCAGUUCCUAGGAGCCAUGUACACCCUCCCGAGGCAAGCGACUCCCACGGCCACAAGCAACCCUCCUCAAGCCCCGCCCACUGCUCCUGUCUGAAACGCGGGCAUCACAGAGAACAUCAAUCAGAAACUGGCGCCAUGUGUGAAUGUGGAGGAACUUUAGCCUACUGACUGUUUUCACUGAAGCAUUUUGUUCAGAUUAGAUUAAUUAAUCUGUUUAAAUCUCAUCAAAACUUCAUUAACAUGUUCUUUCUCAGUUUAAGUUAAAAGGCAUGGGAAUGAAACUUUCAGCCAAACAUGAAUGAAUCAGCAUCAAAUGACUCGUUCACUCCACAGAAACUCGUUCUGCCUUUGGAAGGGAGACCGUUCCUUCUGCUACACUAGAGGUCCUCUCGGUUCCCUUAAAGCCGUCGCUGAUCGCCUCUUUAAUGCAACUUCUGCUAGAUAGCGUAGGAUGUAAGUUUGUAAUAAAAGUACAGUUGAAAGAUUUGUUGCAGGUUAAGAUUUUUUUUGUCAUGUUUUGUUAAUUAAAGAAAAAUUCAUUUUUGA